AUGGCGAGAUCCGAGGAAGAAGUAACAAGGGUUAUUAAGUUGUUGGAAGCAAAAGCAAAAGAAUAUGGCCUAGCAAUCAAUGAAAAUAAAACAAAAUAUAUGGUGAUGAAAAACAAUACCAGAGAACUUCCAGCAAAUUUAAAUAUUAGUUGCACUGCAAAUAGGAGAUAUAUGACAGAGAGAGUAGAACAAGUCGAAUAUCUAGGAGUAACGCUAACGUGUAAGGGCGAUGAAGAAAAGGAAAUAGAAAAAAGUUUAGCGAAAGGAAGUAAUGCUGCGGGAAUGUUUUCAAGAUUUUUAAAAGCAAAGAAUAUAACAAGAGCAACGAAAGUACAGGUGUACCAAACAAUAUUAAGGCCUACAGUUACUUAUGCAUGCAAGACGUGGACAAUGAGAAAGAAAGAGGAAAGCAAGUUAGAAGUCUGGGAACGAAAAAUACUAAGGAAAAUUUUUGGAGGAAUUAAAGUCCAAAACGAAUUCAGGCGAAGGACAAAUAAAGAACUAGAGGAGCUGUAUAAAAACCCAAACUUUGUUCAGGUGGUCAAAAUGCAAAGAGCUAGAUGGUUGGGGCACAUAGCGAGGAUGUCCGGCGAAAGCUGGGUUAAAAGAAUACUGAUACAAGGUGAAGGAGGAAAGAGAAGAAGUGACAAAAGACGUGAGGGAUGUAGGCGUCAGAGAUUGGAAGGAAGAGGCCCUGGAUCGAAAAAGAUGGGAAGAACGGCCAAGGGCCGUUAG
Anoplophora glabripennis (Asian longhorned beetle) is the source of this 735-nucleotide messenger RNA. RefSeq lists its product as uncharacterized. NCBI's taxonomy places the organism in Eukaryota, Metazoa, Arthropoda, Insecta, Coleoptera, Cerambycidae. The transcript has a single exon. The coding region runs from base 1 to 735 and encodes 244 amino acids. The record is from RefSeq and is a predicted model, not a curated record.